Molecule: messenger RNA, 131 nt
Organism: Funneliformis geosporum
Lineage: Eukaryota; Fungi; Glomeromycota; Glomeromycetes; Glomerales; Glomeraceae
Source: the annotation of a GenBank genome assembly
AUGCUAAACAAUUUCAAAUGUCUUUUAAUGAUCAUAAUUUUGAAAAUAAAAUGCAAACUUUUGACUACCUUUGUGAAGAAAUAUAUGACUUGUAUCAAGAAAUGCCAAUAGAAAAUGAUGAACUUGAAUCU